Molecule: messenger RNA, 2413 nt
Organism: Camellia sinensis
Lineage: Eukaryota; Viridiplantae; Streptophyta; Magnoliopsida; Ericales; Theaceae
Product: putative membrane protein At1g75140
Molecular function (GO): protein binding
Source: RefSeq, a predicted model, not a curated record
AACGUGUCGCAUGUUGUCCGUAGUAAAAUUGCGGUCCACUUCUAACAACGACCUCUUUUUCUCUCUCUUUUCCCCCAAAUAUCUUCGCCUGAAAAAUCGAAAAAAAUUCUUGCCCUAAUCUCAAUUCCAGUCAGCUCAAAUCCACCAAAUCUGUCACACAAAAUCACUGUCUAAUUCCAUCGAAUUUACAGUUCUCAAGUCCACCAAGAUCACAACAUCCAAGCCCAAGAUCUGCGAUCUCAAAUGGUCUCACACCUCUGAACUCCGACUCUCACACCACCUCUUCUUCAAUGGAUAAUCGUCACAAAGGCACGUUUUUCCUAUUCUAUUUGCUUUUUGUCUUUGGUUUUCCUCACAUUUCUAGGGUUUUUUCAAACUCUGACCCGGUUUCAAUCGAAACCGAGGACGCUGAUGUAUUGAAUCGCCGCCAAAUUCAGCUAGAGAAGCUUGAAGAACUUGUGAGAAACCUUAGUGAGCUGGUUUCUAGGUUAGAGUCUCGAUUUUCUUCGGAAACCCCCAAGGUCGGACCUUGUUUAGAUGAGAAACGCAGUGUUGAGAGACCAUCUCGUUUCCCUCUUCAAGAAAAGAUUGAUUCGAUUGUGAAAAUUGAAGAUGAGAGUGGUUUAGUAGAUGCUAAGGUUGUUGGAGAUGAAGAAAGAGGAAGGGCUGUGUCGGUUACCAAAUACAGUCCGUUUUGGUCGGAGAGGUUUCAAGCUGUGUCGGCUUUGAAACUUGUUUCUGAUGCUACUUGCAUUAUUGUAUUGCCGUUUAGGGAUUUCGAAGGAUUGAGCAAGUAUGUUGCGAUCGGGGAUGAUCGGGGGAGAGUGGUCGUGUUUCUACGAAAUGGGGAUGUUUUGGCGGAGUUUAACACGAUAUUGGAUUCCCCAAUUACUGCCAUGGUGUCUUACAUGUCAGUGUAUAAGAACGCGAGUUUUGUUGUUACAGGGCAUAGCAAUGGUUUGAUUUUGUUGCAUAAGGUUUGGGAGGUUUCAAAUGGAGAGGAGUGGACUUCGCUUUCUGUUGAAAAUGUUGUGCAAUUUACUUCACCAGAAAUUGGGGAAGGUGGGUCACCAAUUACUUUGUUAGAAGUGCAUCAUGUUGGAAGGAUGAGGUACAUUUUGUCCACGGAUGUUAGUGGAAAAAUUAGGGUUUUCAGGGAGAAUGGAACAAUCUUCGGUUUGGCUGUGCCAACGAGCAGGCCGCUUGCAUUUUUGAAGCAAAGGCUUUUAUUUCUGACAGAAACAGGUGCAGGAUCACUGGAUUUGAGGACCAUGAAAAUUAGGGAAUCGGAAUGUGAGGGAUUGAACCAUUCUUCUGUGGAGAGUUAUGUUUUUGAUGCCACAGAGAAAUCAAAAGCAUAUGGGUUUACAUCAGAGGGUGAUUUGAUCCAUGUGUUAUUGUUUGGUGAUAUAAUAAACUUCAAGUGUAGGGUUAGGUCCAAGAGGAAGGUUGACACGGAUAAGCAGCCUCUUGCCUUCCAAGCAAUCAAGGGUUAUUUGCUUAUUGUCAACCAUGAGAAGGUGUUUGUGUAUAAUGUCUCGUCUCAACAUUAUUCUAGGGUUGGGGGGCCGCGAUUUCUUUUCUCUGCUAGUCUUGAUGAAAUCAGAUCGUCAUUUAAUUAUCAAUCGACAGAUCUAGAUUCCCAAAAGAGAACAGUGAUGCCAUUGCUAGCCAGUGAUGGCGAAAAGCUUGUGAUUCUUGGUCUUGGAGGUGGGUAUGUAGUGAUGUAUCGCUCCACCCUUCCAGUUUUCAAAGGGGAAUUCAAUACGAUGCUAUGGACAAGUCAGGUAUUUUUCUUUGUUCUUUUCCUCUUUGUUGCAUGGCAAUUCUUCGCCAAGAAGAAGGAGGCACUUAUUUCAUGGGGCCCAGACGAUCCUUUUAGUUCCACAUCGAUUACCAAUGGAGCUCCACUAGGUUCUGGCCCUGGUGACAGAUCUUUCACUGAGCCUUCUUCAAGAGGCAGUGAUAGUUUGGAAUUGAGAGGUGGUGGUCUAAGAGGUCCAUCAAGAAGGUAUGUCUCUCCAUCGCGAUAUCCCGGUGGAUCAGCUAGUUCCUUUAGGCCUAGUUCUGUAGAUACAAACUCAAGACCUUCACUUGAUCCCAAUUUUAGAGCUCCCUCUGAGGUGAAAUUUAGAGGGUCGGCUCUAGAAACUGCUGGUUUUCAAAAAAGAAGGGAGAGUUUGUUUGUAAACAGUCAAGUCGUUGAGGAAAGCAAUUGACCUUCAAAAUCAAUUACAUGAACUAUGCCACUUCGAGUUCGAUUUCUUUUGAAAUUUUUGUCCUAAAACCAUUGUGUUUGCAAUGGUUGUAAACUUUGUAACUUUACUUAUGUGAGAAAGAAAUAAUUAAAAAACUAAAUUCAAUGCAUUUCUAAUAGUAGCAUUUCUAAACUAUUGGAUUCAAUUAAUUGACA